CAUACGUCACAUGAACAAAACAGAGCAUUGAACACAAAACAUCACAGACCUGCAACCCAAUUAUAUUUUUUUCUGUCUCUAUACUGCAACAUGUAGUAAGUACUUCUCUCUACACAACCCAACUCUUCACUCUCUCUCUUCACCAUGGCUCACCACAUCUCUUGCAUUCUUCUUCUUCUUAUCUCUCUAACCAUUUUUUCUUCUUCAUCUUCAUCACCAACUAGUCAAAUAAACUCAAACUCAAUCCUAAUAGCACUUCUCGACUCACAUUACACUGAACUCACCUACCUAAUCGAAAAAGCAAAUCUCUUACAAACACUAGAAAACACUGUCUCAAAACACAACAUCACUAUCUUUGCACCAAACAACGUAGCACUCGAACGUAACCUUGACCCAGAUUUCAAACACUUUCUUCUCCAACCCGGUAACAUUCUUUCCCUCCAAACCCUCCUUCUUUCCCACGUCAUUCCAACCCGAAUCCAAUCCGGGUCAACCCGUUUCAAAUCCAUCUCUGACUAUCACCUCCACCUUGAAACAAAUACCACCACCGGAGAAUUCAUGGUUAACCAAGAGAAUGUAACCCACCCGAAUGACAUUACCCGACCCGACGGUGUCAUCCACGGUAUUCAGAAAAUUCUUAUCCCACGCGCCGUCGUGGAUGAUUUCAACAACCGUCGUAGUCUCAGUUCAAUCACCGCUGUUAAACCAGAAGGAGCACCAGAAGCUGACACGAGAAAAUUGAAAAAAUCUUCACCGGAAAAACCAGGUUCACCACCGGAGAUUCCGAUUUAUGAAGCUUUAGCUCCGGGACCAUCACUAGCUCCGGCACCGGCGCCGGGACCAGGAGGACCACACCAUCACUUCAACGGAGACUUACAAGUGAAGGAUUUCAUCAAAACGUUACUACAUUACGGUGGUUAUAAAGAAAUGGCGGAUAUACUCGUAAACCUAACGUCCUUAGCGACGGAGAUGAGUCGUUUAGUCUCGGAGGGUUAUGUUUUAACGGUUUUGGCGCCGAAUGACGAAGCAAUGGCGAAGUUAACGACGGAGGAGUUAAGUGAACCGGGUUCACCGGAGGAGAUAAUGUAUUACCAUAUUAUCCCUGAGUAUCAAACGGAAGAGAGUAUGUAUAAUGCUGUUAGGAGAUUUGGGAAGGUUAGGUAUGAGACUUUGAGGUUGAAGUAUAAGGUUGUGGCUCAGGAAGCUGAUGGGUCUGUUAAAUUUGGAGAUGGUGAUGGGUCGGGUUAUUUGUUUGAUCCGGAUAUUUAUACCGAUGGGAGGAUUUCUGUUCAAGGGAUUGAUGGGGUUUUGUUUCCUAUGAAGGAGGAGAAAGAAGUUGUGCCGGUGGAGCAGGUUAAACCCAUUUCGAUGAUGGGUCAACCCAGGAAAGGCGUCGUUGAACACAGAAGAGGGAAACUACUGGAAACAGCAUGCUGGAUGCUUGGAACCUUUAGAAACCAUUCUAGAUUCACCUCUUGUCAAUGAAAAAGCCCACAUUUUUUUUUAUGGCUAGCAAAGUUCCUUAAAGCAAGAUUCACAGAUUGAUGGAAAUCUCAACGAUCUUAAAAAUAUUGAAUAUGAAGAUCUCGCUGGAGAUAAUGGCCAGCUACUAUGGGUGUGAUUUUCCCACAUUUUUGUUUUGCUCUUUUUGCUGUCUUUCAUUAUUUCCUUCAUGUGGAUUUUCGAGUGAGCAAAAGCUUCACUAGUCUACUUGUCAUACAUUUUAGUGCAUAUAUGUAUUUAGAGAUUCAAUUAAGAAUGUUUCUCCAAUGUCAUGGUUGGGUAGGAUUGUGUUAGGAUUUAAGGGUUUUUUGAACUGUAACCAGGCAUUGAACCAUAUUUUUGAUAGGCUUGUGCCGAUUCAAUAAGUGAUUUUCUGGAAAAAGUGGAAAUACAAUAGCAAAAUGAUUCUUUGUUGUAAUACAACAUGCCUGGCUAGGCAAUUAUGUA
Molecule: messenger RNA, 1950 nt
Organism: Medicago truncatula (barrel medic)
Lineage: Eukaryota; Viridiplantae; Streptophyta; Magnoliopsida; Fabales; Fabaceae
Product: fasciclin-like arabinogalactan protein 15
Exons: 3
Coding region: 145-1485 (446 amino acids)
Source: RefSeq, a predicted model, not a curated record